Pyricularia pennisetigena is the source of this 1602-nucleotide messenger RNA. RefSeq lists its product as uncharacterized. Bases 1 to 1602 code for a protein of 533 amino acids. The record is from RefSeq and is a predicted model, not a curated record. Gene Ontology annotation, molecular function: carbohydrate:proton symporter activity. Gene Ontology annotation, cellular component: membrane. Lineage: Eukaryota; Fungi; Ascomycota; Sordariomycetes; Magnaporthales; Pyriculariaceae. The transcript is spliced from 2 exons. Gene Ontology annotation, biological process: transmembrane transport; carbohydrate transport.
AUGGCUCCCAACAUCGGUAUCAGCACUCGCACUGCCGAGCUUGAGGUAGCUCAGGCUGAGGCACCCAGGUUCGAGCAUGUCGUCUGGUACAAGGAGCCGCAUCUGCGCAAGUUGUACGUGUGCGCAGCUGUUCUCAUGGUUGCCUCGGCCACAACUGGCUACGACGGAUCUCUGCUCAAUGUCUCGCAGCAGAUCGACGAGUGGAAGUCGUUCUUCGACGUUGCCAUCAAGGAUGACAACAAGCUUGGUAUCCUGAUCAACAUGUUCAACAUUGGUUCCAUCAUCUCCUUCUUCAUCACCCCAUAUGUCGCCGAUACCUACGGCCGAAGGACCGCCAUCGCCUCUGGUUGCACGCUCAUGGUGGCUGGAGGUUGCGUUACUGCCUUUGCCAACGGAUACGAGAUGUACCUCGGUGGUCGUUUCAUCCUCGGUUUCGGCAACUCGCUCGCCCAGAUGUCGUCGCCCCUGCUUCUUACCGAGAUCUGCCACCCGCAGCACCGUGGCCCCGUCACUGCCAUCUACAACUGUCUCUGGAACCUCGGAGCUCUCCUGGUCGCCACCAUUGGUGCCGGCACUGCCCAGAUCAGAAACGACUGGUCGUGGCGAUCCAUCACCUUCCUCCAGAUCGCGCCCUCCGUCAUCCAGCUUGUUGGCAUCUGGUGGAUCCCCGAGUCGCCUCGUUACCUCGUCAACAAGGACCGCAACGAGGAGGCCCUGAACGUCCUCGCCAAGUGGCACGCUGGCGGCGACACCAACAACGCCACCGUUCAGUUCGAGUUCCGCGAGAUCCGGGAUGUCAUCAACGCCGAGAAGAACGCCGACAAGGCCACGAGCUACAUGGACUUUUUCCGCACCAAGGGCAACCGAUGGCGGUUGGCAAUCAUCAUCUCGCUCGGUGUCAUCUCCCAAUACUCUGGCAACGCCAUCUUGUCCAACUACGUCGACAUUGUCUACGAGGGUGCUGGCAUCAAGGACCAGAACACCAAGCUGGCCAUCUCUUGCGGAAAGACCGUCUUUGAUCUCAUCGUCACUAUCACCGCUGCCUUGAACGUUGACAGGUUUGGUCGUCGCCCGCUGUUCCUUGUUUCCGUGUUCGGUAUGGUCGGCUCGUUCGCAUGCUGGACCAUCACCGGAGCCGUCUACGAGAACUCGGGCGAGACCAACGCCGGCGCCGGCUACGCACAGAUCGUCUUCAUCUGGAUCUUUGGUGCUUUCUACGGCAUUGGUUUCUCGGGUCUCCUGGUCGCCUACGCUCUCGAGGUCCUUCCCUUCCACCUUCGUGCCAAGGGUAUGAUGAUCAUGAACAUUACCGUGCAGGCUAUCUUGGCCCUUGGAAACCAAACCAACAAACUCGCCUGGAACAAUAUGCCCAACCACUGGAACUUCAUGUUGUUCUACACCCUCUGGGACACGGUGGAGCUCAUCUUUGUGUGGUUCUUCUACGUCGAGACCCGGGGCCCAACUCUCGAGGAGAUCGCCAAGAUCUUCGACGGCGACAAUGCGAUCCCUCACACCGACCUGCACCAGAUCGAGAAGGAGAUUCACACGGCCGAUCACGAGGACGAGCUUGUGCGGGCCGAGUCGAGGAAGGCCGCCAACUAG